Messenger RNA from Bufo gargarizans (Asiatic toad), 2561 nucleotides. Its product is annotated as zinc finger protein 883-like. The transcript has 4 exons. The record is from RefSeq and is a predicted model, not a curated record. Lineage: Eukaryota; Metazoa; Chordata; Amphibia; Anura; Bufonidae. Gene Ontology annotation, biological process: negative regulation of transcription by RNA polymerase II. Gene Ontology annotation, molecular function: DNA-binding transcription repressor activity, RNA polymerase II-specific. The coding region runs from base 95 to 2518 and encodes 807 amino acids.
AGCGGAGAAGUUUAUGCAUGUUAUUAGGAAGCUAUGAAUUCUCAAGGAAUGGCGGCGAAUUUUUCAGUCUCAGUGAAAAGAAUACAGCUGCAAUAUGUGUCCAUAUCCUGUACAUAUCGCCUAUGUCUUCCCCAUAGGUCUGAGCAUGGCUGAAGACUGGAGACACAUGACUAACCGAAUGCUAAACCUUACCCUGGAAAUUAUCUACCUGCUGACUGGAGAGGAAUAUGGCCCUAAGUGUAGUGAUCCUGUGAAUCACAACAGGCUGCCUUGUUUAUCAGAAGGUUGGAGCACUGAGACCCCCAUUAUAAAUCCUCACUCCCAGAUCCAUGGGAGGAACAGUGGGCAGAAGAUCCUUGAACUCGCCAAGAAGAUCAUUGAGCUGCUGACUGGAGAGGUUUCUGUAAGGUGUCAGGAUGUUACGGUCUAUUUUUCCAAGGAGGAGUGGGAGUAUGUAGAAGGUCACAAGGAUCUAUACAAGGAUGCCAUGAAGGAUAACCACAAGCACUGCCUGUUAUCAGGAGGAAUAGUUGAGGAAGAUGCAUCCGAAUAUCCAUCCACUCAUACUAAAGAAGAAUCAUUUUCAUGUAAUGAAGAAAAUCUCUUGGACUCUCUUACAUAUAACCCUUAUGCUCAUAUUAAGGCUGGAUCAUGUAGUGGAGAAAAUCUUCCAGGUUGCACCUAUAGAGAUUGUUUGCCACAUCAAUAUUGUAAUGAAGAAUCCCCCCCAUUUGAAAAAAACUUUUCUAAAAAUGACAACUUUAGAUCCACAGAUCAUGUACAAUGUAACAGUUUUCAAAUCAAGGAGGAACCUUUCAUAUUGUUAGAAGAAACCUGUACUGAUAUAACUAUACCUAUAGAUCAUGCCGAGCAAGAUUCAGAAUCUCCACAUUCGGAGCUGUCAGCCUCAUGCAUAAGUGUCAAAGAUGGUGCUCAACACUAUUACUCUGCUUAUCUUAAGGAGGAAUCCCUCUCACAUGGUGAAGGUGAUACAGGAGACAAUGGCAUUUCUCAGCCCACAGGUCACACAUGGGAAGAUAAAUUUAAAUUAAAGGAAGAAUCAAUGUCAUGUAGUGAAGGCAUUAUAGCAGACAAUGGUAUUUGUAAACCUACAGAUCAAAUGCAAGAAGAUCCAUCUUGUAUUAAGGAGGUUUUGAAUGGAGCCCUGCAAGGUGGUAAACCUUAUAUAUGUUCAGAAUGUGGCAAAUGUUUUUCUAUGGAAUGUCGCUUACUUACCCAUCAAAAAAUCCACAAAACUGUGAGAAUGCAUUCAUGUAAUCGAUGUGAGAAAUCUUUUAAAAGAAGGUCACAUCUUAUUCAGCAUGAAGAUAUGCAUUCGGGAGACAAGCCAUAUUGCUGCUCUGAAUGUGGAAAAUGCUUUGUGUAUAACUCCAAUCUGCUUAGACAUAAGAGAAUUCACAUUGGGGAGAAGCCAUAUUCAUGCCUUGUCUGUGGAAAGUCUUUUGUCAGAAACGCAAGUCUUCUUGAACAUCAGAAAAUUCAUACUGGAGAGAGGCCGUACUCCUGCCAGGAAUGUGGGAAAAGUUUUCUUACCAAUGCCCAUCUGAUACAGCACCAGAUGACACACACAGGAGAGAAACCGUAUUCAUGUUUGGACUGUGGGAAAAGUUUUAUUAAGAGCUCCAAUCUUAUUGUGCAUCGCAGGGUUCACACAGGAGAAAAACCUUAUUUCUGUUCAGUAUGCGGGAAGUGUUUUGCCAGCAGCUCCCAUCUCGUUGAACAUCAGAGGACUCAUACAGGGGAGAAACCAUAUUGUUGUUCAGACUGUGGGAAAUACUUUGCAUUCCGCUCAAGUCUUGUUCAGCAUCAGAGAACCCACACAGGAGAAAAACCAUAUACCUGUUCAUACUGUGGGAAAUGUUUUUCACAAAGCUCGCAAUUUGUCAUUCACCUGAAGACUCACACAGGAGACAGGCCAUUCUCCUGCUCAGAAUGUGGAAAGCGCUUUAUCACUAACACAAGUCUUGCCCAACACCAGAGAAACCACACAGGGGACAAACCGUUUUCUUGCUCAGAAUGUGGGAAAUGUUUUCUUUGUAAUUCAAGCCUGGUCAUUCACCAGAGAACCCACACAGGGGAGAAACCAUAUUCCUGUCCAGAGUGUAAUAAAAGUUUUUGCAGUAAUUCACAACUUGUCAAGCACCAGAAAACUCACACAGGAGAGAGACCAUAUACCUGCCCAGAGUGUGAGAAGUGUUUUAUGAGAAACUCUGAUCUUUCUGUUCACAUGAGAAGUCAUACAGGAGAGAGGCCAUAUUCUUGUUCUCAUUGUGGGAAACGAUUUGCAAAUAGUUCUGUGUUUGCCAUACAUCAAAGGAUUCAUACAGGAGAGAAGCCGUUCUCCUGUUCUGACUGUGGAAAAUGUUUUAUUAGAAAUUCAGAUCUUGUAAUACAUAGACGACGACACACUGGAGAGAAGCCUUAUUUGUGCACACAGUGUGGCAGUAGCUUUGUGAGCAAAAGUGCUUUAUCAUCACAUGAUAAGACUCAUAAAUGACUCCUACCAUUUCUGAGUAUAAAUGUGACAGUUGAAAAUAAAC